CUUUUGGCAUCGCUGGAUCGGCUGAGCGAGGCGAUCGAUCGCCUGGACUUUUGCCCCAGCUCGUCGUGCACGCCGGCGGCGUACGCGUCGCUCCUCCAGCAAUGCGGGCGCGCGCAAGCGCUGGAGCAGGGGCGGCGCCUCCACGCGCGGAUCGCCGCCACCGGCCACGCCACCGACCGCUACCUCUGCAACCUCCUCGUCCAGAUGUACGGCAGGUGCCGCAGCGUCGGCGAGGCGCGUACGGUCUUCCGCGGCAUCAAGCGCCGCAAUGUCUUCUCCUGGAACAUCAUGCUCGCGGCGUAUGCCCACAACGGGCAUUACGAUCUCGCGCGGGCGGUCUUUGAGCAGAUGCCCGAGAGAGACACAGUGUCAUGGAAUGAGAUGCUUGGAGCUUACGCGAAGGGUGGCUUGUUGCGUGAGGCGAGAGAGUGCUUCGAUCGGAUACCAGUGCCGGACGUUGUGUCGUGGACGCUCAUGGUUUCGGCAUAUGCCAUGGCUGGGUAUUUUGUAGAGGCCAUUUUGAUGUUCCGGCGGAUGGAUCUCGAGGGCGUCCAACCCGACCGGGUUAUGUAUGUGAUCAUCCUCGACGCUUGUGCAAGCGUUUUGGCGCUGGAUCUCGGACGGAUCAUCCACUCUUGUCUACUCGACGGGCAUGAGCAUGAUUUUGCGAUGAACUUGGUCGUGCGAACCGCGCUCGUCAACCUGUAUGGCAAGUGCGGCGCUGUGGAAGACGCUAAGAGUGUUUUCGACAGCUACUUUCUCUCAAAACACUGUGAUCAAUCAGACAAAGAACAAGGUGUCACGCUGUGGAACGCGAUGAUGGCAGCGUAUGCUCAAAACGGGCACAUCGCCAGAGCCGUAGACCUCUUCGGCAAGAUGCCCGCCAGAGACGUGAUCUCGUGGAACACAAUGGUUGCCGCGCUUGCUCAGAACGAGAUGGAGAAAGCCGCCAUGGAAACCUUCUCGCUGAUGGAUCUAGAGGGCGUGCAGCCGAACGAGAUCACCUUCAUCGCGGCGAUCGACGCGUGCUCCAAGCUCGGCAGCCUCGCUAUCGCCGAGCUCGUCCACUCGAGCGUCCGCUUCUGCGGCUUCCAAUCCGACGUAAGAAUCGGAAACGCUCUUCUCAACAUGUAUGGCAAAUGCGGGUGCGUGGAGGUCGCUAGAGAGGUCUUUCGCAAUAUGCCAGAGAAAAACGUUGUCUCUUGGAGCGGGCUCAUCUCGGCCUACAGCCAAAACCACCGGUGCAAGGAAGCUCUCGCUUCGUACCGCCAGAUGAUCCACGAAGGAGUGAAACCAAACGAGGUGACGCUCCUGGGAGCGAUCGACGCCUGCGCGGGAUCUGCCGUAGCAGCAGACGCCGAGGCAAUUCACACCAACGUCAGGGACUACUCCAGCUUGAUCAACGUCGAACUCGCCAGAGACCCGGUUAUCGGAAACGCGAUCAUCAACAUGCACGGGAAGUGUGGCAACCUCGGUGCCGCCAUGGCCGCGUUCGCCAAGCUCGGCUCCAGGAGGAACGUCAUCUCCUGGAACACGAUCAUCGGCGCGUAUGCCCACUCGGGGAAUACCCAGCGAGCGAUCGAGCUCUUCCGGGCUAUGGCGGUGGACGGGGCAGUACCGCCCAACGAAGGCUGCUUCACCAGCGUUCUCUCGAGCUGCAACCACGCCGGGCUCUUGGGCGACGCUUGCGACUACUUCGCGAUGAUGGUAGCGGACUUUGGCAUCGCCCCCGUGACGGAGCACUUCCACUGCAUGAUCGACGUGCUGGGACGAGCCGGGAGGCUGGCGGAGGUGGCGGAGCUGAUCAAGAGCAUGCCAUGCAAGGCCGACGUUAUUGCCUGGACGGCUUUCGUGGAUGCGUGUAAGACGCACGGAGAGUUUGGCAAGGCAGGAGAGGUGGUCUUGGAGAAAGGAUUUGUGCCAUCAAAUUCUGGGCCUUACGCACUGCUUUCUAACAUGUACGCUGCGUGAAACCUUGGAAGUGAUCGCAUACAUCAAACUACGUCAAUUUUAAUUAAUUACUUGAUUCUUCUGUA
Molecule: messenger RNA, 2036 nt
Organism: Selaginella moellendorffii
Lineage: Eukaryota; Viridiplantae; Streptophyta; Lycopodiopsida; Selaginellales; Selaginellaceae
Product: pentatricopeptide repeat-containing protein At2g22070-like
Exons: 1
Biological process (GO): RNA modification
Molecular function (GO): protein binding; RNA binding
Source: RefSeq, a predicted model, not a curated record